AUGGCACCGACAAUCACAAUUGCCUCUCAGGGUGGCAUGUUUCACACGUUCCAGGGUGUCACCCCCAGGAAGCCGGCCACGGAACCGCAGGAGAACCCAAAGACCACAAUCAGCACAACAGCCAAGAGGAUAACAACACCACAUGCAUGUGCUGAGUGCAAGCGCCGCAAGAUUCGAUGUGAUGGACAGCAGCCCUGCGGUCAAUGUCUCUCGAGCCGCGCUCCCAAGCGGUGCUUCUACGACAAGCACCGUCAGAGGGUGAUACCGUCGAGGAAGACUCUGGAGGCGCUGUCUCAGUCUCUGGAGGAGUGCCGGUCCAUCCUGAAGCGGCUAUAUCCCAACCACGACGUCCAGGCUCUUCUGCCACUCUCCCGGAACGAUCUGCUCAACCUCCUGGACCGAUCGGGCAACGAGACCUCGGGAGGUCUGCCGUCACCUCCACUUACAUCACCGCUCCCUGGCGGCGACCUAGACUCACCCAUCUGUCCAUCCUCGACCGAAAGCCUCUGCGGGCUGGAACAGCUGCCUGCAAGGAACACAGAGUGGGAUGAGGAGCGAAGAGGGAGAGACCCGAUCCCGGCAGAGGCAGACGAUGUGAAUGCCCUGUCUCUGUCUGUCGACCGUCAAACGUCGUACCUGGGAGCGUCGUCGAUCAAGGCGGCCCUGAUGGUCAUGCUCAAGGUCCAGCCACAGCUAAGGAGCGCCCUGAGCGCGCCGCUGAGCACAUCGGAGGUGCCACACAGCUUUCCUGCGGCCCGUACCAGCAAGCCGAGCGCGCAAAAGGACCCACAGCGGAUUCCUUGGUCCUGGAAGGGACAGACGUUGAUUGAUGCCUACUUCAAGAGGAUCCACGUCUUUAUCCCGAUGCUGGACGAGACGUCGUUCCGGGCCGACUACCUGGAGGGACAGCGGUUCGAUGGGCCCUGGCUCGCGCUCCUCAACAUGGUCUUUGCCAUGGGCAGCAUCGUGGCCAUGAAAUCCGACGACCACAACCACAUCAACUACUACAACCGGGCCAUGGAGCACCUGCCGCUCGACGCGCUGGGGAGCAGCCACAUCGAGACGGUGCAGGCCCUCGCCAUCAUCGGCGGCUACUACCUGCACUACAUCAACCGGCCGAACAUGGCCAAUGCCGUCCUGGGAGGAACCAUCAGGAUGGCCAGCGCCCUCGGCCUGCACAGGGAGAGCCUGGCGCAGAGCACCAACGACGUGGCCGCCGCCGAGACGCGAAGACGCACGUGGUGGAGCCUCUUUUGCCUGGACACAUGGGCCACCACCACCAUGGGCCGCCCGUCGUUCGGCCGCUGGGGCCCGGCUGUGAACAUACGCGCGCCCGAGUUUGGGGUCAACACCUCACGAGACUCGUCACAGCACGCAGGGAUCCUACCGCUGGUGGAGAACAUCAAGUUCUGCAAGAUUGCCACGUCGAUCCAGGACAUGCUCGCCGUCGCGCCGCUCCUCACCACGGACGACCGGCACAACCUGGACGGGCAGCUGGUCAGCUGGUACAGCAGCCUGCCCUGGCUGCUCAGGACGACGGACCCGUGCGCAGAGCCGCUCUACAUUGCGCGGUGCAUCAUCAAGUGGCGCUACCAGAACCUGCGGAUGCUGAUCCACCGGCCCGUGCUCCUCAGCCUGGCGAGCAGCAACGCGACGUCGGCGGCCGAGGCAGACGUUGCGGCGGUGGAGAUGUGCCGCGAGCUGGCCAAGCACACGGUGGACGACAUUGCGCGCGAGUGGAGCCGCAACCAGAUGUCCGGGUGGAACGCGGCGUGGUUCCUGUACCAGGCGGCCAUGGUGCCGCUCGUGUCGGUCUUUUGGCAGUGGGACAGCCCGCGCGUGCCCGACUGGCACAAGCAGAUCGACACCAUCAUCGAGCUGCUCGAGGCCAUGGAGGACUGGUCGCUGGCCGCCCGCCGCAGCCGCGAGGUCGUCACGCGCAUGUACGAGGCGAGCCGGACCAUUGCACAGACGCGUGGUGGAGGGGCGCCACGAGGCGAGGCUAUCGACACACCCCUCAGCCCGACCUCGCUGCAGAGCUUCCUGUCACAACACCAUCAUCAUCUCCACCACCAACAACAACAGCAGCAGCAGCAGCAGCAACAGCAUCAGGACUUGGGCGGGCUCUUUGCCACGUCUCCUCCGGCUGGCGACCAGCUCAUGUCGCCAAUCGGGCUGGACGGGCCCGAGGGAAUGUCCAUGAUGGGCAUGCUGGACCAGCAGGGGAUGUUGCUCGACCCAGAAGGCAUGUACUGGCCAUCCCAGGCUGCCGACGACCUGGGCCUUGAUCCAUACCCGCCCGUACCAACGGAUGCCACUGGACAUCCUGGCACCCUGGAGACUGCUGGAUAUGGUUUUGUACAUUGA
Cryphonectria parasitica EP155 is the source of this 2367-nucleotide messenger RNA. RefSeq lists its product as uncharacterized. Gene Ontology annotation, molecular function: RNA polymerase II cis-regulatory region sequence-specific DNA binding; DNA-binding transcription factor activity, RNA polymerase II-specific; zinc ion binding. Gene Ontology annotation, cellular component: nucleus. Gene Ontology annotation, biological process: positive regulation of transcription from RNA polymerase II promoter by galactose; DNA-templated transcription. The coding region runs from base 1 to 2367 and encodes 788 amino acids. The record is from RefSeq and is a predicted model, not a curated record. Lineage: Eukaryota; Fungi; Ascomycota; Sordariomycetes; Diaporthales; Cryphonectriaceae. The transcript has 4 exons.